This is a messenger RNA of Manduca sexta (tobacco hornworm), 4837 nucleotides long. RefSeq names its product rho guanine nucleotide exchange factor 6 (gene RtGEF). Gene Ontology annotation, molecular function: protein binding; guanyl-nucleotide exchange factor activity. The transcript has 10 exons. The record is from RefSeq and is a predicted model, not a curated record. The coding region runs from base 267 to 2423 and encodes 718 amino acids. Lineage: Eukaryota; Metazoa; Arthropoda; Insecta; Lepidoptera; Sphingidae.
GUCGUAUUUAUGGUAUAUUUAUUUUUGGAAGUCCAUGAAUUUGGAUUCUUUAUUAAUUUUAUUAUUUUUGUAGGUAAAGAAUUUAUAGUUUCUACAUAAAUUAAAUUAUCUUCGUAUAAAUAGGAGUGUGAUAAUUUUGCAAACGACCUUCCUGUGAUAGAAAUUGAUAAUUGGUCUAUUGAAACGAUUGAACAAACAGGAACUCAUCUUCCUGUAUACAUAUGCUGGAGGUAUUUAAAAUAACAUGGUGCUAGAAGUUAAGUAAAAUGUCAACCGAAAAUUGCUUGGUGAAAGCAAUAUAUUCAUUCAAAGGCAAAAAUAAUGAUGAACUAUGCUUCAAGAAAGGUGACAUUAUCACAGUUACUCAAAAAGAGGAGGGAGGAUGGUGGGAGGGUACUCUAGGUGAGACCACCGGCUGGUUUCCAAGCAACUAUGUGACUGAAUAUAAAGAUCCUACAGGUUCUGUUACAACAUCCCCAAUUAGAGCACCUUCAGAAAUACAAGCCUUUAGAAAUGUGGUGCUUAAAGAUAUUAUAGAUUCAGAAAAAGCUCAUGUUGCGGAAAUGCAAGGACUUAUCACCAACUUCUUACAACCAUUAGAGAAAAGUGAGAUGCUAACAAAAGAUGAGUUCAAACAGUUAACGGGUAAUAUAAAUGAGGUGCUGCAGACUCAUGAACAGUUCCUUACAUUACUUGAGGAGUGUGCUACGAAGACCGGUCCGGACCAAAGAGUGGGAGGAUUAUUUUUACAGUGGGCUCCUAAAAUUAAAGCUGUACACCAAACAUAUUGUUCCGGUCAUCCUAAAGCUGUCUGCAUUCUUGACAAAUACAAAGAAGCAUUGAACACAUGGAUGGAAAAUGCAGGUGCUGUUUGUCCAGGGGUGCUAGUAUUGACAGCAGGGCUGUCGAAACCGUUUCGUCGGCUUGGCAAAUAUCCAGCAAUGUUACAGGAAUUAGCGAGGCACGUUCAUGAAGCACAUCCAGAUAGGGGCGAUACACAUCGCGCCUCCGUGGUCUACAAAGAUAUUGCAAGUGGAUGUGCCGCACUGCGUCGUCAGAAGGAGCUGGAGUUGCAAGUGGUGACGGGCGAGGUGCGCGGCUGGCCCGGCGGCGAGCUGGCGUCGCUGGGCGACGUGCUGCACAUGGGCAGCGUGGCCGUGGGGCCCUCGCACCAGGACCGCUACCUCGUGCUGUUCCCCUCGGCGCUGCUACUGCUGUCGGUCAGCAAGCGAGUCUCGGCAUUUGUUUACGAGGGUUGUCUUCCAUUAACUGGCAUUACUGUAUGCAAAUUAGAGGACACAGAUGUUCGGAAAAAUGCAUUUGAAAUUAGCGGCCCAAUGAUAGAUACUAUUGUAGCAGUAUGUCAGACCAAAGCCGAGGCUGAUAACUGGGUAAGCUUGUUGCAAAAGCACUCCAACACGAGCAGCCCGGCUCACGAGCCCGGUCAGCCACAGUCUCUACCACAUAUGGCCGUGAGCGACAGUAAUAGCUCUGAUAUAUCAUCCGGUCUAACAAACCACAAAAGAUCACACUCAUUUAACAAUCAUCAAAGCUACACACAACAUACGCAACAGACACAGAAAAAUAAACAAAAGAAUCAACCCGCGCGUUGGCUGCAAAACUCUUGCGACUCCCUCGACCAAUCGCCCGCUAAACCGAACAAGAGUCCUAUUGGCAAGAAAUUUUCUUCUGUCGAUUUUAUUGACACUGCAGGCUCGAACUACAGCAGUAAAGGAUGGAGCAUAACUUGCUUGCGGCCCGCGCCGCCGCUGAGACCUCAGUCGUUCACAAUCGGAUCGGACGAAAACAUUGGGCCCACGCAUCCUUACGCACCGCAUCAAAGAAAAUCCAAUUCGUACGAAGAAGAUGCUCUUAUAUUAAAAGUCAUUGAGGCUUAUUGCACUUCGGCAAGGUGCAGGAAUGCUGUAAGUUCCGUGGACUGCGGCCACUUAUCUCUCGGUAAAGUACAAUAUCACGCACCCGCUACUAACAUGCCUCACUAUAACUAUACUAAAUUGCCGACCGUCCAGCGAAGUAACACUCCCGAGUCGUCGGCGGCCAACAAGGUGUCCAAAGUGAAGCGUAACAAAAGCUCGUCGGCGGCGGACGCGUACCUGUACCGCGCUCCGGAGACGAGGAGACUCUUGUCCGAGCGGAAAUUUGACAUGAACCGGUCCAACCCCAAUCUGUGGCAGUGCUCGGACGAGCGCGCGCCCCGCGCACUGUGCGGCCGCGAGCGGCGCAGCGGCUCGCACCCCAGCCUCGCGCAGCCGCACGGCCCCCGCCCCGCGCACGCCGCGCACCCCGCACACCCCGCGCACUCCGCGCCGCACGCGCUCCCCGCCGCCCGCUCGGCGCGCUCCUCCACCUGGUGUUGUGGGACCUUCGUCAAACAGCUCACCAAAUCUCACCACUUCGACUGACAUAACCAAUAAUCCUGCCCGCGGUGAACUUCGCAGCGGUGUAUUGACUACAUAUCAUGACGUGAUCACUACUCACCGACUGCUCAGGGUACAUUUGUCAUACUUGUCUUACACGUUACCGAGUGGGCGGCUCUCGGCGCGGCAUCGGCGUCUCAAUGUAUCCAAGCUGACUCCUUCGCUAUUUUACCCCAUGAGUUAAGUUUUACGUCUAACGUUUUGUUUCAAGUGUGACACCAAUAUUAUAGGCGACAACCAAAUAUUACCCGUGUUAUAUUGUCUAAAUCUAGUGCAAGUGCCAUUGAUACAACUUUAACAAUAAUACGUGUUAUCUAUGUUAACAUAGAUUUUGUAUAGUGCAUGUACGCAGUAUUAUUUAGAUUUAAAUAAAUAUUAUAUUUAAAGUAAUCGCUUGUAUAUGUUACAAACAUGGCUGGCUGAAUCUGGCAUUGCGCAUGGUUUGCUUUGAGCAACAAAACUUCUUAGCGUUACACUGUAGUAUACGUAAAUUAUAUUAUUAUUGUAAUAUUAGUUAUAACAUAUUUUAUAUACUUGAGGUGUUGUAUUUUAAUGGGUCUUAUUUCGGUGUUCAUAUAUUAGGGUGAUAUGUUAGAUAGAUGUCAUAAGAGAAAGUGCGAGAUUUUAAUAUUAAAGGGUUAUUUUUUUAUAAGUGAGACUAUUUUAAAAGGUAGUGUGAAUAUAAAAUUCGUGUUUUUUAUUAUGUAGGACAGCGAAUUGUAUUUUUUUUUUAUUGAUUUAUGGGCGAUAAAUGCACACAGGCACAUGUAUUUUCUGGUUAGUAACCAGAGACACGGCUUUGUUAUAAUAAUAUAGUAACUAACAAAUUUUGUCUAUUUUCUCCUAUACUUAAUUGGUGCUUUUGCAAUCAAAAACCAGGGUCAGUUCAUUUCAUUUUGUUUAACAGAUAUGAGAUGGAUAUUGGGUAGCUAUUCAGUAUUCGGCCCAUAAGACGUACUUUUACCGCCAGGGGAAUAUUGGAACAGUAAUUUACAGCAGAUAUAGGAGUUUUGUGUUUAACUCAUCUUUAUAAAGAAAGCCCGAUCUGAGAUUAAAACCAAACUCCCAGUCCAUCGCUCAUAUACUUUGUAAUGAAUAGACCAAGGACGCGAAAUUAUUAAAUUUAGUUUUAAAUAUGUAAUUUGUAGACCAGGUCAAUUCAUACAGUGAAUAUAAAUGCUUGUAUCCUGUGAUUAAUUUAUUUGAAGUGCUCAAUAAAUUUGUCACAUAAACGCACUGACCCUCAUUAUUACAUUAACACAGGUAUGCGUUGUUCAACUAAUGACUCGAAAUAUAAUGUAAUCUCCAAGAGUACAAAAUGAUUAAUAUUAAUUAAAUGUACAAUAAAUUAUGUUUAAAAUAGUCUCACUUGCGGCAUUGGCGUGCACAUCGGGGGCGUCUUAAAUUAUAGAGAAAAUGUAUUAUGAAGUUCUUUUGUACAUAGCGUUAAUAGCGAUGUUUGCUGGUUUUGCUGGUGUCGCUGUUAUUGCAUCAAUUCUGUGAUCAUUUGACCCUAGUCCCCGGCCUCUGUACACGCCUAUGUGAGGUUUUAAUACCAGUUUUACGUGUUGAAUCUGUUUGUUCGCAACAGAACAUGGUGCUUGUACAUUCAUACCUAUUGUUCCUGUAUGUAUUAUAUUGUAAUCAACAUAUUUAUGUAUUUUAUUCAACAUUAUUGGAAUACGAACAUUGUCAAAGCUUAUAUUCCAGUUGUAUUAUUUAAAAUUAGCAUUAAAAUUAUUGCUGUGUUUGUAUGGUGGUACUUUAUAUUUUUUUAAGAAUGGACGCAUAAGUCGAACUCUCAUUGUCUUCAAGCAUUUUAUUGAUGAUAGUGUUUGUAAAGAUAUCAACCGAUAAAAGCAGUGCUGUGGAGGUCUACAAUGCUCGAUGCAACAUAAACAAAACAAUUUUAACCAUUUUUUUAAUAAAUAAAUCCGAAACAUUACGGCAAUGAUUUUGUAAAAUAUUUAUAAGUAUCCGUAACGCACUUCCAACUUAUAUUCAACUUCCCCUCUGAGGGAAUAGUACACAAUCUUAAACCGGUUCAUGUUUUGACAUUGAGAAACAUAAUAAUCUAAGAAAUUGGAUAAUGUAAAGACAGUUUGAAGUUUGUAUUAAUAUAUAAUGUAAUAUACAUACGUAACAUUUUAUGUGGAAACUGUCAUGCGAUUGUUGCUUGAUGAUAAUGUAGAAUUUCAAUGGCCCAAGUGCCUAUCAAAAGAAGAGCAGUAGGUAACAGUUUAUGCAGGUCGAAGAUCAAUUUACAGUUAAUUAUUUUAAAAAGUAGAAUUUUUGGUUAUCUAGUUACAAUAAUUUAUUCAGUUAUUUAAAAUAUUUAAAACCGUGUUUUACCAUUGCCAUUAUUCUUACUUUACGUGUUAUUUCAAUUUCUUAAUCAA